Molecule: messenger RNA, 3689 nt
Organism: Anas platyrhynchos (mallard)
Lineage: Eukaryota; Metazoa; Chordata; Aves; Anseriformes; Anatidae
Gene: SEC16B
Product: SEC16 homolog B, endoplasmic reticulum export factor
Biological process (GO): Golgi organization
Cellular component (GO): ER to Golgi transport vesicle membrane; endoplasmic reticulum exit site
Source: RefSeq, a predicted model, not a curated record
UGGGAGUGAGAGGCCCUGGUCUUUUUCUAGGGCCACCCUGUGAUUUUGGGAGAAGAUGGCAUGUCACUGUGCUGCUGGGCAGAAGGCAGUUUUAUGUUUAGCUCUUGCUGUGUGUCUCUGUGAUGCAGUCUGCCUUCAUUCCCUCCAUUUUUCAGUGUUUAGGGCUUCUGAGGGGUUGCAGGAGGCUCUGUAGGAAGGAAUCCCUGGUCCCUUACAGAGUAAGGACUUAGAGGCAUUGCUGGGGUGCUGCCUGGGUCCGUUCUGCCCAAAUUGUGUCCCAGUCAGCAUCCCAUGGGACGGAUGUUGUUUGCUUGAGCAUCUGUGGUUGGGUCCGGACCAGCUGAGCUUAAUCUGCAGAUUUUAUUUCUAAUUUCUUAGGGAGUACAGCAGUGGGAGCAACAAGAAGAUGGGCAAGGGAGGAUGCGUGAACCAUGGCUUAAUAAUAAUAAUAAUAAAAAAGAAUGCAGGAAAAAAUAUGCUUUUUUGGGGGGGCUCAGGGGCUCGUGUGCUUCCUCUCAGGUGGGAGGGGAUCCCUGGGGGCCCAGUUCCAGCAGCAGCAGCACCGACCUGGCUGGUCCCCGGGCGGAGGAGCCGCUGCCCUUUGUCCCCUGCGGUGGCAGUGGACUUUGGCAGCGGCGCCUGGGGAGCGGAAGAAGGGCCCCGGCGGCCUCCCAGCAGGCCUCCAAAGCCCCUUGGAUCUUCUGGAUGGAGCCCUGGGCCCCCCUGAGGCCACCCCUGCCUUGGCAGGGCCACGCAGCCCGGGGCGAGAAGUGGUCUGUGUGGGCAGAGGGCCCCCAUGGGCCACCUCCUCGGUGGCCUGUCCUCCACGCAGGUCCCCCGCCUCGUCCUGGCUCCUGGGAGCAGGGCCACCCCCCCGGCAGGGACACGCGCCGCCCGGCAUCCCGGGCAGAGAGCUACGAGAGCGGCCACCCCUUCAGGCCCUACUCCAGGCAAGGACAUGAAGACCCCCACUGGCAGUACCCAGCGGCCACCUACGGGGACAACCACGCUUACCAAAGCCACCAGCGGCAGCCUGCGGCCUGGCAGGGUGACAGAGACGUGAGGCAGGGCGAGCCCUACAGCAAGAGCAGCGCCUACCGGGACCAGCACUACCACAGGGGCUACCACCCCAACCUGGCCACCAGCCCCCCUGGGCAGGACAGGUCCCAGAGCUACGACGUGUACAAGGAGGGCUCCAGGCGGUCGUGGGCAGGGGGGGAGGCCAUCGGCCAGCCCCGAGAGCCCAGCCUGCUCCUGCAGUACCGUGAGUCGGGGCUCAGCUCCAGCGGCUACGAGCUCAGCCAGUACAUCCGCGACGGAGCCGACCACUGUGACACCGCGUUUUCGGAGAGCUGGAGCCCAGCGCAGGGAGGGGGGCCCUCGGUGUCCGGCCUGGCACCCCCCAAGUUCUCGCUGCCGCACAGGGCGGUGUGCUUUGGGGCUGGAGGGCAGCUGGUGCUGGUGUGUCCCCACAGCCCUGCCGAGGGGCAGCGGCCCCUGGUCGAGCUGCACAGCCUGGAGGUAAUCCUUCACAGCACGAAAGAGCAGGAGGAGCUGCAGGCCUUCCCAGGGCCCCUGGCCAGGGAAGAUCUGCACAAGGUGGAUGUGAUGACAUUUUGCCAGCAGAAGAUAGCCACAAGCUGUGAUCUUUCAACACAAAGAGGCAGAGAUUCAGCUCUUCUCUGGAAACUCCUGGUCCUCCUCUGCCGGCAGAACGGGUCCAUGGUGGGCUCAGACGUGGCCGAGCUGUUGAUGCAAGACCGCAGGCACCAGGAGAAGUACAAGAGGCAAAACCCCAUGGAGAACCCAACCAGACUGGCGGAGGACGAGUGGUGCCAGCCAGGGACGCUGGACCUCAUUACAGGAGAGGUCCCUCCCGUCGUGGAGACACAGGCGCAGAUAGUGGAGAAGUUCACCAAGCUCCUCUACUAUGGCAGAAAGAAAGAUGCCCUGCUCUGGGCCAUGAGAAACCAGCUGUGGGGCCAUGCCCUCUUCCUCUCCAGCAAGAUGGACCCGCGGACCUACAGCUGGGUGCUCGCAGGGUUCACCAGCACACUGGCCACCAACGACCCGCUGCAGACCCUCUUCCAGCUCAUGUCGGGAAGGAUCCCACAGGUGGUACAGAGCUGCGGGGAUGCCAAGUGGGGAGACUGGAGGCCCCACCUGGCCGUGCUGCUGUCCAACAAGGUGGGAGACAUGGAGCUGAACCACCGGGCCAUCAUCACCAUGGGGGACAGCUUGGCUGGCCGGGGAGCUGUGGAGGCAGCUCACUUCUGCUACCUGAUGGCAGAUAUUCCUUUCGGUUACUUCGGGGUGAAGGCAGACCGCAUGGCGCUGCUGGGCAGCAGCCACCGGCAGGCAUUUGCCCAGUUCGCCAGCACAGAGGCCAUCCAGCGCAUGGAAAUCUUCGAGUAUUGCCAGCAGCUGCGGCAGCCCAAAUCCUUCCUGCUCCCCUUCCAGGUGUACAAGCUCCUCUACGCCUCUCGCCUGGCUGACCAUGGGCUCCCAGCCCAGGCCCUGACCUACUGCGAGCACAUUGCCACCGUGCUCCUGGGACAGGAUCCGGCCAGCCACCCCGUCCUGGCCCAGCAGCUGGUGAAGCUGGCCGAGCGGCUGAAGCUCUGUGACCCGCUGCUGCUGGAGAUGCCUGAGCAGGACCAGGCGCUGGAGCCAGAGUGGCUGCUGCAGCUCCGAGCCCACUGCCAGCACUGGGAGGCAGAGGACAACCUCCCUCCAGAGGUGGCACUGACCCAGCCGGAGCUCUCCUGGGCUGCUGCGUCCACCGCAGGUGGAGAGCCCGACUACGAGCUGCCCCUGAGUGAUGGCUACCAGCAGGAGCUGUGGCACCAGCCUGUCCCCCCUGUGCCACCACAGGGACCCAGUCCCCACCAGGACGUGUCCAUCCAGCCCCUGGCACCUGCUGAAGUUGCAGUGUUGGGCACGGGACCGGCCACCUCUCCAGGAGAGCUUUCCUCUGAGCCCUCUCCGCAGGAGGUGCCACCAGCAGGAGAUGCUGGAGAGCCCCAAGACACCCAUGGGGUGCAGAAGCAGCCGUCCCUGCCAGCAGAGCCACAGGGGUUAAGCACGAGGGCUCGCUCGGUCUCAGAGAGCUCGACCAUCUCCCAGGAGGAAGGCAGCCAGCCGUCUUCUGACAGCGCAGCUGAGGAGCCAGCAGCAGAGGUGACCCCGGGUGAGGACAAGAGCUCUGGAUUCAGGUGGUUUGGCUGGUUUCGGUCGAAGCCCACUACAGAAGCCUCUCCCAAAGCCACGUCUGCUGCAGACUGCCCCACACCAGAACCACAGAGCCCCAAGCAGGUGGAUGUGUUUCAGGAACGGAUGUCGCCAUCCCCACCUGAUGCUGCUCCUGCAGCUGGGAUGAGUCCUUCAGCCUCCCCAUUGCCUCCCUCCAGAAACCCCGUGUCCAUUGACAUGAAAGUCCCGUGGGAUGUGGACAGUCACAAGGCUGGAGAGCAGCCUGGCUCCAAGCAACCACCGCUGGGGACAAUCCCGCUUUUCAACCCUGCUGAGAUCUCCCAGCUCACCGCCACCCGACCCAGCCAGCCCAGGCUGCUCUCCCAACGCCGCUACCCCAACCCUUUGUGAGUGGAGGGGGCAAUGCAUGUGUAUGGCUGCGAGAAACCAACAGCAGUUUGUGGAAAGCUUUGAUAUAAAAUGGUGUUUGUGGUUUC